Naegleria lovaniensis is the source of this 3180-nucleotide messenger RNA. RefSeq lists its product as uncharacterized. Gene Ontology annotation, molecular function: mannose-ethanolamine phosphotransferase activity. Gene Ontology annotation, cellular component: endoplasmic reticulum membrane. Lineage: Eukaryota; Heterolobosea; Eutetramitea; Acrasida; Naegleriidae. The transcript has a single exon. The record is from RefSeq and is a predicted model, not a curated record. Gene Ontology annotation, biological process: GPI anchor biosynthetic process. Bases 1 to 3180 code for a protein of 1059 amino acids.
AUGAUUACUGUGAUCAUGAGUGCAAUAUACUUUUUCACAUUUAAAGGAUUUUUAGUGAGCAGAAUUAUUUUACCAAAUUCAAAAUACAAAUCAAAGGAUCAUUCAUGGCUCCAUGAAUCAUCGGAUCCGAUGAUCACUAGAAAAUCUCAAUCUUCAGACACAUUACGUCAUUCCAAUUUAAAUAUUAUCAUUCUACUUAUUGAUGCAUUACGAUUUGAUUUCUAUGACAAGUUACCAUAUUUAUCAAAAUUAAAAUCUAAAUAUCCAGAACAUACAAGAGUAUUUAAAUUUGUUGCUGAUGCACCCACUACUACCAGUCAACGAUUGAAAAGUUUAACGACAGGUUCAUUACCAACUUUUUUAGAAGCUUUAUAUAAUUUUAAUAGUGAACAAGUCAUUGAAGAUAAUUUAAUUUCACAGUUAAAAACUUUCAAUUCCAAUGUUGUGGUUUUGGGAGAUGAUACUUGGAAAUAUUUAUUUAACACAUCCAUGUAUUUUAAUACUCACUAUUUAUAUCCAUCGUUUAACGUUUGGGAUCUUCAUACAGUCGAUAAUGGAAUUUUACAACAUUUAAAUUCUGAAUUGGAAUCUUUUCAAAAAAGUGAAAAUCAGAGAAAUAUGUUGAUUGCACAUUUCCUUGGUGUGGAUCAUUGUGGUCAUCGAUAUGGUGUGAAUCAUUUAGAAAUGGAUUUGAAAUUACAACAAAUGAAUGAAAUGAUUGAAAAUGUAACAAAAUCCAUGGUUCGAAAUGAUACCAUGAUUUUAAUAUUUGGAGAUCAUGGAAUGAAUGAUAAUGGAGAUCAUGGAGGAAAUUCAAAUCUCGAAGUAGAUUCACUUCUUUUUGUGUAUUCUCCAUUUCAAGAAUUAUUUGACAAUAAUUUCAUGUCUAGUUCAACAAAUGACAGUACUACAACAACAACUCAUACUACUUUCAUGAAUGUUACUACUACUACUAUUAUUCCUACUUCAAUACCUCAAAUUGAUCUCGUUCCAACAUUAAGUCUUCUUUUAAACAUUCCAAUACCUUUUGUGAAUUUAGGUAAAAUAAUACCCACCAUGAUUCCAAAGAAAUGGAUGAUGCAACCCAAAGAUCGUCUCAUGAUGAUACAAGAAAAUGCUCAUCAAAUGUAUCAAUAUAUUGAAGAAUAUUUAACUUUGGAUCAUUCCUUUAUUGGUCGUGAAGAAUGGAAACGAAUUCAAAAUCAUUUUCAACAAGCCAAUGAACAAGUCGCUUCUUUCAUCUCUCCAAAACAACAUGAACAACUCAACUACAAACAUUAUGAAAUAUUUAUUGAAGAGAUUGUGAAAGUGUGUCGAGAGAGUUGGGCAACUUUUAAUAAUUUCUAUUUAUAUAUAGGAAUGGGAUUAUUGAUUGGAACAUUACUAUUAUUAGUAUUGGAACAUUUGAGUCUCAUCCAUGAAAUGAUGUCCUACCCAUUUUCAACCAUACCUCUCAUGAGUGUCAUUGGUUCUGGUGUGCUCAUGGUUCUAUUCAAACUCGUCAUGAAAUAUAAUGAUGAAUGGAUGUCCUCUCAUAAUAAUAAUACUACUACUACUACUACUACUACUAGGACCAUGUAUGAUUUAUUAAUUGCACCAUUCUCCAAACAAUAUGAAUACUAUGAAAUGAUUCACAUCAUUCUUUGUUUUUUCACACUUUUAUUUGGAAUUUAUGAAAGAUUCAUUCAUGUCAUGAAAAUCUAUCCAACUCGAGUACAAACAUGGAAUUUACUUUCCAACUUGUCGACAUGGAUUGAUUUGAUUUGUGUGAUUUUAUACUCGAUUAGUUUAUUUUCAAAUAGUUUUAUUAUUUAUGAAGAUCGAAUGGUGAAUUAUUUAUUAAUAUUUCGAGUGAUUUUAUUCUAUUUCUUUCAAGUGAAUUAUUUGAAACCAAAACGAAAUGCAUCAACGACUGUUAGAACGACGAUUCAUACUACUUCUCCACGAACCAAUUUCAUGACAAGUUCAACCAAUAAUUCUCACAUCACAUGGAAUGUCAUGAUUCUUUUAAUAUUAUUGAAUCAAUCAAGCUCCAUGAUUCGAUACAGAUAUCAUUCAAGUUCAUUCAUUGAUGAUAAUUUCACAUCGAUUAUUUUUUCAAAUCAUUUCCUCAUGAAAUUGAGUUAUUUAAUAAUUAUUUAUUAUAUUUUGAGAGAACAUUUGAAAGGUCGAUGCAAGUAUCUUACAUGCUCCAACAAUCAUGAAUCAAUCAUUUCUUUUGUAAUUUUAAAUAUUUAUUUACCUCUCUCAUUGACUCUCGUAUUGAGUUAUUAUCAAUUUGUGAAUGAGGGUUUUGUGGAAAUUUCAAACAUUAUUGCACAAGGUCUUUAUGCAUUCUAUUUGAUCACAUUGAUUUCUACUUUUAUAGGUUUGAAGAGAUCAUCACAACAACAAGGAAUAUAUUAUACUAAUACUACUACUGCUGAACAACAAGGAACAUAUACUACUACUGAACAACAAGGAAUAUAUACUACUACUACCACUUCUGAUAUCAUGAGUGUUGUAUCAACUGAAAAACGUACAUUCCUUGUCUAUUUCUUUAUCAUUUCUAUGAGUCCAUUAUUGAUCUUGUAUGAUCAUCGAUAUUUAUAUACAUUUGUAAUACUACUUGCACAAUAUCAUUAUUAUCAUGUCAUUACUUGUGGAUCUCUAUUGAAUAUUCGUUCACAACAAAGUCAAAUUAUUGACAUUUUCCUAUUUAGUGUUCAAUCGUAUUUUAGUUUAGGACAUCAAAAUUCAAUGACAACCAUUCAUUGGAAUAGUGCAUUUGUUGGUAUUUCAAAUGCACACAUGAUAUUCUCUGGAAUACUAGUCAUGCUCAAUCAAUUUUCAUUCAAAAUAUUAUUAACUAUAACUUUGAAUUUAUGGAUACAAUCCACUGAUAUCCAUUCUACUAUCAAAAAUAGUAAUAUUACAAGUACUACUACAAGUACUUCAAGUACUAAUAAUAAUACCAAAACAAACCAUACAAAAUUUUCCGAAUCUAAAACUAUUGCACUACAAAAUUAUUGCAAAUUUCUCUUAUUGAAUGUUUGUUUGCUCGUAACAAGUAUGUUAUGUGCAUUUAUUCAACGAAGACAUUUAAUGACAUGGGAUAUCUUUGCUCCUAAAUUCAUGUUUGAUGCUCUUUCUACAUUGAUUGUAUGUGCAUGUAUUGGAGUUGUGAGUUGUAUCAUUUAG